Messenger RNA from Saimiri boliviensis boliviensis (Bolivian squirrel monkey), 3028 nucleotides. The record is from RefSeq and is a predicted model, not a curated record. NCBI's taxonomy places the organism in Eukaryota, Metazoa, Chordata, Mammalia, Primates, Cebidae.
GCUAUAAGCGCGGGAGGCGAAGCGGCGGGAGCCGGAGCCCACGGAGCCCACGGAGCGGCCACGGCGUUGGAGCCAGCAAAUCCUCCGAGCCACGAAGGGGCCCGAGCAGCAGCCACGAUGUGCGGAAUCUUUGCCUACAUGAACUACAGAGUCCCCCGGACAAGGAAGGAGAUCUUUGAAACCCUCAUCAAGGGCCUGCAGCGGCUGGAGUACAGAGGCUACGACUCAGCAGGUGUGGCAAUCGAUGGGAAUAAUCACGAAGUCAAAGAAAGACACAUUCAGCUGGUCAAGAAAAGGGGCAAAGUCAAAGCUCUGGAUGAAGAACUUUACAAACAAGACAGCAUGGACUUAAAAGUGGAGUUUGAAACACACUUCGGCAUUGCCCACACUCGCUGGGCCACCCACGGGGUCCCCAGUGCCGUCAACAGCCACCCCCAGCGCUCGGACAAAGGCAACGAAUUUGUUGUCAUCCACAAUGGGAUCAUCACAAAUUACAAAGAUCUGAGGAAAUUUCUGGAAAGCAAAGGCUACGAGUUUGAGUCAGAAACAGAUACAGAGACCAUCGCCAAGCUGAUUAAGUAUGUGUUCGACAACAGAGAAACUGAGGACAUUACGUUUUCAACAUUGGUCGAGAGAGUCAUUCAGCAGUUGGAAGGUGCAUUCGCAUUGGUUUUCAAGAGCAUCCACUACCCAGGAGAAGCUGUUGCCACACGGAGAGGCAGCCCCCUGCUCAUCGGAGUCCGCAGCAAAUACAAGCUCUCUACAGAACAGAUCCCCAUCUUAUACAGGACGUGCACUCUGGAGAAUGUGAAGAAUAUCUGUAAGACGCGGAUGAAGAGGCUGGACAGCUCCGCCUGCCUGCACGCCGUAGGUGACAAGGCCGUGGAAUUCUUCUUUGCUUCUGAUGCGAGCGCUAUCAUAGAGCACACCAACCGCGUCAUCUUCCUGGAGGACGAUGACAUCGCUGCAGUGGCUGAUGGGAAACUCUCCAUUCACCGAGUCAAGCGCUCGGCUAGUGAUGACCCAUCCCGAGCCAUCCAGACCUUGCAGAUGGAACUGCAACAAAUCAUGAAAGGUAACUUCAGUGCAUUUAUGCAGAAGGAGAUCUUCGAACAGCCAGAAUCCGUUUUCAAUACUAUGAGAGGUCGGGUGAAUUUUGAGACCAACACAGUGCUCCUGGGUGGCUUGAAGGACCACUUGAAGGAGAUCCGACGAUGCCGACGGCUCAUCGUGAUUGGCUGUGGAACCAGCUACCACGCUGCCGUGGCUACGCGGCAAGUUUUGGAGGAACUGACUGAGCUCCCUGUGAUGGUUGAACUUGCUAGCGAUUUUCUGGACAGAAACACACCUGUGUUCAGGGAUGAUGUUUGCUUUUUCAUCAGCCAGUCAGGCGAGACCGCGGACACACUCCUGGCGCUGCGCUACUGCAAAGACCGCCGCGCCCUGACUGUGGGUGUCACCAACACCGUGGGCAGCUCCAUCUCCCGAGAGACCGACUGCGGCGUCCACAUCAAUGCAGGGCCAGAGAUCGGUGUGGCCAGCACCAAGGCUUAUACGAGUCAGUUCAUCUCUCUGGUGAUGUUUGGUUUGAUGAUGUCUGAAGACCGAAUUUCACUACAAAACAGGAGGCGAGAGAUCAUCCGUGGCUUGAGAUCUUUACCUGAGCUGAUCAAGGAAGUGCUGUCGCUGGAUGAGAAGAUCCAUGACCUAGCCCUGGAGCUUUACACACAGAGGUCACUGCUGGUGAUGGGGCGGGGCUACAACUACGCCACCUGCCUGGAAGGAGCCCUGAAAAUUAAAGAGAUAACCUACAUGCACUCAGAAGGCAUCCUGGCUGGGGAGCUGAAGCACGGGCCCCUGGCACUGAUUGACAAGCAGAUGCCCGUCAUCAUGGUCAUCAUGAAGGAUCCUUGCUUUGCCAAAUGCCAGAAUGCCUUGCAGCAGGUCACAGCCCGCCAGGGUCGCCCCAUUAUAUUGUGCUCCAAGGACGAUACUGAAAGUUCCAAGUUUGCAUAUAAGACGAUUGAGCUGCCCCACACUGUGGACUGCCUCCAGGGCAUUCUGAGCGUGAUUCCGCUUCAGCUUCUGUCCUUCCACCUGGCUGUCCUCCGAGGAUAUGACGUUGACUUUCCCAGAAAUCUGGCCAAGUCUGUAACUGUGGAAUAGGAUGAGACCGUCACAAGACCAUCACCACCUUUAAUCUGAUUCCAGACCUGUCCCAACAGCAGUGAUGCUACAUGGGAAGAGAAGUGGGCAUCCAACUUGUUCUGCAUCUUCCUGUAGAGUUUGACAGUUUCCACGUGCCUUCUACCCAAGUGCUUUUGCUUACAGCAGAUACUGUUUCUCUGUGUCCUGAAGUCGCCAGAGGAGAAGAGAAUCAUUGUUUACACAUGGGGAUCAGAGCAGACUUCUCCACUAUCGUGCAAUAGAGAUACAGCUCUCUUCAGAGUAACUGUGAACCUUUUAUAACCAACACUAGAGUUAGUUUUAAAACACAAAAUAUUUAUAAUGACGAUUGUAUAGCUUUUAAGUUAUUUUUCUAGUAUGUGGCUUUCUGUAGCCAUGGUAAUGGCCAAACUGUUCAUCCCAGCUACCCAUGCGCUGUCUCCAGGCUUGCUCCUGGCAGGUGGCAUUCAUCUCAGAUUUGAGCACAAGGCAUUGGCCCUCUGGACUCCUCUCUCCUUCACUUUCCUCUCUAGGCUGCUCCUAAAUCCUGUUCCCUGACAUCCAUGAAGCCCCUCCAGCCAUCCACCUAUGCCUUUUAUGAGUCCAGUUGAAAUCUCAGCCUCCUCCUCCAUUUUAUUCUUGUGUGUGGCCCAAAUCUCUCCAACUCUCCAACUUCUGUUUAAUCUGAUCAUGGCUCUUUUUAAGUCCAGGCAGCAUUUUGGUCCCUGCUCCUUGUCCAUAGUAAAACAGCUUGAAAUAUCCCAUGCAAGAGAGUAGUUUCAAGUGGGCAACUCUGCUCUCUAUUUAAAAGCGUGCACAAAGUACUAUGCAAUGCUAGGACAAUAAAGAACAUACCAGUUUU